Messenger RNA from Caenorhabditis remanei, 768 nucleotides. RefSeq lists its product as uncharacterized. The transcript is spliced from 3 exons. Lineage: Eukaryota; Metazoa; Nematoda; Chromadorea; Rhabditida; Rhabditidae. Bases 1 to 768 code for a protein of 255 amino acids. The record is from RefSeq and is a predicted model, not a curated record. Gene Ontology annotation, biological process: positive regulation of fibroblast growth factor receptor signaling pathway; positive regulation of epidermal growth factor receptor signaling pathway; signal transduction.
AUGCUAAAGUACCAAGUGAAAUCGUCGACAUUAACGUUGAGACCAGCCAAUCGAACAUCGAGAACCUCCUCUUCAACUUCUUCCUCUCCGUGCUCUAUUUCAAUGCACUCUCUACUGGAUGAAACUCUUCUUGGGAUUCCUACCACUUCUAGAAGUAACUCACUUCUUUCUCUCAACUCGAAUGACAGUAACCUUUCUGAUUCUUCUGAUGUGGGAGUAUUGAGAGUAGACACCCGAAGUGUGAAACAAUGCACUGAUUACAAAACCAUUCGAGUCACCAACUCCACCACUGCUCGACAAGUCGUUGAGAAGUUCUUGAACACUUUGAAACUCACUUGUCGAGACGUGAACCUAUUUGAUCUAUGGAUGGAAUUGACAACUAGAGCAUCUGGAUCCCCAGUCGUCACUCUACUGAAACUGGAUCCCGAUGCAAGACCAUAUGAACUUCAAAGAUGUCAUCCAACUGGAAUGUCUCGUUUCAUCUUACUUCAGAAUCCAACUGGAUUCCUUGUCAGAGUUCAUGACCACAACAUUUCUCCACAAUCAAACUAUAAAUCUCUGCUUCUCUCCUCUCACACAACUGCAGUUGAAGCAAUUCAUAUUGUCCUCUCUUUGAAUCGAAAAUACGAUGAAGCCUCCAAAUAUGGUCUCUUUCUGGCAACACCUGGAGCAGAUGCUCAGAUUCCUGAUGACGUUUCGUUGGUUUCGAUUGCAAGACUUUGUCAACCAGAUCAGAAAAUUAUUAUCAGACAUGUUGAUGUUUUUUAA